This is a messenger RNA of Drosophila innubila, 8256 nucleotides long. RefSeq names its product calpain-D (gene sol). Gene Ontology annotation, molecular function: calcium-dependent cysteine-type endopeptidase activity. Bases 358 to 8136 code for a protein of 2592 amino acids. NCBI's taxonomy places the organism in Eukaryota, Metazoa, Arthropoda, Insecta, Diptera, Drosophilidae. The record is from RefSeq and is a predicted model, not a curated record. Gene Ontology annotation, biological process: proteolysis. Gene Ontology annotation, cellular component: cytoplasm. The transcript is spliced from 10 exons.
CAGCAACAUCAGCUCAAGCAGCAGCAACAUGAGCAAAAACAGCAGCAACAAUUGGAGCAACAGCGAAAGAAGCAUGAGAAAAAAGAGGAGAAGAAAGAGGAGAAACGAGAGGAGCAGAAAGUAGAGAACUCAGAGGAAAAGCUGGAGAAGAAAGAAGAGAAGAAAGAGGAAGAAACGGAACCACCUGUCAAAGAGGAUGCAAAGAAAAAGCAAAGAAGACGACGCAAAAACGAGCUGGCAGCAAUUGUUGCUGAUCAAUUGUUGGAGAGUUUUAAAAUUGACAAUGCGCGAAGAGAUAACCUCAAGAAAUUAGAGAAUUUGGCCUAUGAGAAGAGCGAGGAUCUGUUGCUGACGGGCAUGUUGCUGAUGUCGAGCACCAAACGCAAUGCAACACUACAACACCAACAGACGACAGCAGCAGCAGCAGCAGCAACAACUGUUGGCAGCGAUGCCAAACGCAGUAAAGUGGAGCAACAACAGCAACAAGAGGCAGCAACGCCAGCAACAACAACAGCAACAGGAGGGCGUGGCCGACCUAAAAGGCGUCAAAGUUGCUACUAUCGACGCGGUGGGCGUGGCAAGGCGGUGGCUGAGACAAAUAUAAGUGCAUUGAAAUCAUCGCUGGAAUCAUUUUCCAUUGGCAUUGAGAAGCAACUGUUGGCGAAGGAGGCGGCAACAGCAGCAGCAGCAGCAGCUGCUGCCAAAACGACCACGCCCACAACGAUACUACGCCCCAGCAUCUUGUGUACGGCAGCGAAGGAGCAAAAGCAACAACGCGAACAGCAGCAGCAACAGCUAACGGCAACAGUUGCUGCUGCUGCUGCUGCUGUGCCAACAUACAGUCGUGAUCCGCGACUUAAUAAAAAUAUACACAAGGAAACGCCAGCAACAGCAGGCUCAACACAGCAGCAACAGCGACGAGAGCAACAACAGCAGCAGCAGCAGCAGCAGCAACAAGAGCCACCACAACAACAACACGAGCAACUGGAAGAAGAAGACAACUAUUUAACAGAAAUAGCGAAAAAUGUGAACGAGAAAAUCAUGUCGGCAACAAAUGAAGAUUUCGAAUUUGCCAACGAUGAAUUCGAUGCUGAAAAAGAGCAUGAACAAGGCGAUGAUAAAUUCUAUAGACCACCGACAUCGAUGAGCGUGAGAAGCGCACCAAAUCUCAAUGAUGAGCAUUCGCAUUUCGGCAGCGAUGAUGAUGAUGAGAAUACAAAUACGGAAAUGCUGGACAUGGAUCUCGAUGAUGAGAUGAGUGUGUAUACAAGUUAUAGUCAAGAUUUGGGUCGAAUACGACGUCGACGCAGACGACGACGUAGUGUAUUAUUAACGAGAAGACCCAAAAAGAGGCGGCCACAAUUGGCUGAGGGCGGGGAUAAGUUUGAUUGUCAGCUGUGUGGCAAGAGUUUCUUUAGUGCAACAUCAUUGUCCAAGCACAACAUGACAUUGGCCCAUGUCUCCAAAUUGUCCGAGCUGGAGUAUUUGCAGAGCAAAACAAUAGCAGCAGCAGCAACAACUGUUGUUGCUCCUCAAGCUGCCACAACUGCAACAGUUGCAGCCGUAGCACCAUUGCAACAGCUGCGUGCCUCGGUUGUUGUUGCAACUGUUGCUGCUGCUGCUGCACCAGUUGUUGCUCCGAUUGCAACAGCAACUCCAUCUCAUGUCAUCACCGAAGAGAGUCUGCGUCUACAUGACAACCAACAACAACAACAGCAGCAGCAACAUCAUCAACAACAGCAGCAGCAGCAGCAGCAACAUCAACACUAUCAACAACACUCUAGUCCCGCCCACAGCGACGCCCGCCUUAAUCUCAAUCCCGACGAGCGUCUCUUUUAUGAAUGCUGCAACAUUUUGAAGAGCGCAACAACAGCAACAACAACAACAACAGCAGCAGCAGCCACAACAACAAGAACAACGAAUCCCACUUUGAAUUCGAAUGCGAAUGCGAUUCCAAUUGCAAUGACAAAUUCCAAUCAGAAUCAUCAAACGCAUUCCAAUUCAACUCCAACUGUGAUUGUCAGCGCGGGAGGGAGAAAGAAUGCGGAAGAGAGAGCGCUCAGAACAGAGAGAGCGACGACGCCGCCAGCAACAAGAGCAACAACAACAACGACAACACCUGCCACAGUUCCCAAUUCAGUUACAGUUCCAGUUCCAGCACAAGUUCCAGCUCAAGUUCCUGCUGUCUCCCAUCAGCCUGUUAUACAGCAGCUGUUUCGGAAUCCGCCCGCAGCCACGCCCACGCCAACGCCCACUAAUCAGCAACAACAACAUGCACAUUCACAACAUCAUCAUCAUCAUCAGCAACAUCAACAUCAACAUCCACAUCAACAUCAACAUUCUCAACAUCAUCAUCAGCAACAUCAGCAACAUUCUCAACAUCAUCAUCAGCAACACGGAUUAUCACCAAACUAUUCGGCAAUGUCGCAAUUCUCAUCGGUGACAAACAUGACAACAUCGAGAUUCAAGACGAAAGCAGCAAUGAAAGGAUACGAAACGAAUCUGACGAUGACAAAUGUGAAUCUAACGAAUGUGAAUGUGAAUCUGCAAGUGGAUGUGCAGGUGGAUGUGAAUGUGAAUGUGGAAUUGGGCAACAAAUCAACGGGACGUGGUGUCUGCAAGUUGACCGAAUUGGCGGACAUAGCACUGGGAAGCGAGAAGCCACCAGGUGUGGAUUAUAUAACCACGCCCAGCACAAAUGAACAGCUGGAGGAGCAGGACGAGGGAGUGGGAGUGGCAAUUGGUGGAGUAGGACCAACUGCAGCAGGAGCAGCUGGAGUCGGAGUGGGAGUGGGAGCAGGUGGAACGAUAGCCAUACCAACCGCUGCCGAGCCAAGUACAACAUUACCGCCCGUUUCCGGCCGGAUUAUCAUACCGGAGCGUCCGUUCAAGAACAUCGGAUUGGAGGAGAAGGCAACCAUAACGUUCCAAAAGCCAAAGACAACAAUGAAUCUGCUGACGGAGGACAAUAAUAGUGUGUCCACAGCCAGUUACUCGGAUCGUGAUGAUUACGACUUUGGCACCUUGAGCUGUGAGGAGGAGGUGGAGGAGCGCGAGGGCGAGGGCGAGGGUGAGGGUGAGGCAGAGGAAGCAGUGGAGCAAGUGCAAGUGAGCAGGAAACAAGUGAAAGGUGCAACAACUGGUGGCACCAUUGCCUGCACAACACACACACCCUGCAACGCCAGCAGCAGCUCCAGUUCCUCCUCCUCCUCCUCCGCCUCGACUCAAUCCUCGAGAUCCUCCAGCUCCAGUCGCGCCACUGCGAAAACCUUUGAAAAUAAAUCCCUAAUAAUGGGACGCAUUUUUAAGCAUGCCAAGGCAACGAAUGUGACGCCAUUGGCCACAGUGGUGCCGCUGAAGAGUGCACCCAAGGAUAAGGCACAGUUGGAUCAGCUAUUUGAUGAGCUGCGUGGCGCUCCCAAGCCACAGGAGGCAGUUGCUCCAAUUGCUGCGCCCGUGUCAACAGCAACAACAGCAGCAGGAGCAGCAGCAGCUCCUGCUCUUGUAGAGCACUGGCUGACGCCGCUUGUGCCGCUCCAGCAACAGCAAUUGGAGCCAAUGGCAGCGCCAGCAGCACCAACGCCACCAGCAGCGCCGCCAACAGCCGCUGCAGCCGGCACAGCAACAGCAACCAAGCGUGGCAAGGGCAAAAAAGCAGCUGGAGCAAGUGCAUCAUCAGCUCCGGCUGCUCCAACAGCACCAGCAGCAGCCACAAAAUCCACGGCUACGGCACGCCAAUCCAAACCACGCAAAGAUCUCAGCAAACUGCAAACGGAACUGGGCAUGACGCCGGAGGCACUGCAGCAGCUCAUCGAUGAGGGGCAACGCAAAUCGAAGCGACGCUGUGCCACCAAUCGUCCCAAGAAAUUGGUGGAAACCUGGAGCUCCGAUGAAUAUGAAGAGUUUCUAUCCACCAAGGAUAUCAUAGCGUUGAUUGAGCAAAAGGAGCAGCAGGAGCAGCGACGCAAGCGCAAGACAAGCGAGGCGAUUGCUGUCGAGGCACCACAGACGCUGGACAAAAAGGAGCUGGGCAAAAGUAAGAAAGCCAAAAAGUUGCAGCGGGAGCGGGAGCAGGAGCAGGAGGAGGAGUUGGUGACAACGCCAGCACAGCUAAGCAAACGCGCCAGGCAGCGUGUGGAGGCAGUUGCUCCAGUUGUUGCUCCCGUUGCUGCUGCGGGCAAAGCAAAGAAAACGCGUGCCAAAGCGGCGGCUAAAGCAAAGACAGCAACAACAGCAGCAGCAACAACAACAGCGGGCAGAAAACGUGGCAAGCAAAUGGAGCAGGAGCCAAUGCUGGCGAAGAUUACACAGCCAGCUGUGGACGCACGCGAAGAACGCGCCAGUCAACGCACGCGCAGUCGACGGCAGCAACAGGCAGCGGCAACAACAGUUGCACAGCAGCAACAGCAACUUAUGCAACCGCCGCAACAACAACAACAACAACCACAACAGUUGCAAUUGAAGCAAUUAAAGCACUGCCAGGAGCAGCAAAAGCCACGCAGCAGCAGCAGCGGAAGCAGCAGCAAUCGUAAUAACAACAACAACAACAUGAGCAACAUCAACAACAUUAACAACAUUAACAUCAUCAACAACAACAACAACAACAGCAACAAUUGCAACAAGAAUUUGAAAGCGAAACGCAAAUCACAAUUAAAACGUGAAUCGCCGGCGCGCCGGAAGCGACCGGCAAGCGAGAAGCAACUUUAUUAUUGGAGCAGCUCCAGUGAUGAUGAAUUUGGGCGCAUCGAUAAGGAAAAACAGGCAGCGGCAGCAGCAGCAGCAACAGCGGCAGCAAUUGCCAGCGAGGCACAGCAGCAGCAGUUGCAACAGCAACAGCAGCAACAACAACAACAAGUGGCGCCUAUUUAUGCACAGGUUAAUAAACAACACAAGCUGCACAAGAAGAAGCACAACAAUGAGACACAAUUGCUGCUGCAACUGGGCAACAACAACAGCAGCAGCAACAAUAGCAACAACAGCAGCUUUGAUCUCAUCGACAGCAGUGAAACAACAACAACAACAACAACAGUUGCAACUGCUGGAGCAACAACUAGUGAGCAUUGCAAUGAGACAACUAACAACACGGAAACAGAAUCAACAGCAGCAGCAACAAUUGCAGCUGCAGCAGCAGCAACAGCAACAACUGCUGCCAGCGAUUUGUACAAUGCGUCAGAGCAUUCAAUUUAUGCCAAGGUGUGGAAGGGACCCCGCAAAACGACUGAAUCCAAAAUCACACAUGAGGCAAGCGGUCGUCUCAUUCCAGCUGCAACACGCAACGACAAUAAACCGCAAGCAAUGAUUUUGCACGGAAAUCGAAAGUUUCGAACCUGCGGCAAAUGUUCCUACGCCUACAAUCGCCUCUGGUCCGAAUCCUGUGAGAUGUGCGACGCGGCGACAAACCCAAAUACAAACCCAAAUACAAACCAAAUGGCUUUACCUUCAACGGCAUCAGUGCCUCAUCCUCUGGCUGCUUCCUCUGCUUUAGUUGGUUUGGAGCCGCGUAGCGAUGAGCCUUGGACCUGUAAGAAAUGCACACUGGUGAACUAUUCCACGGCGAUGGCCUGCAUUGUCUGUGGCGGAUCGAAGCUGAAGAGCAUCUCGUCGAUCGAGGACAUGACACUGCGCAAGGGAGAGUUCUGGACAUGCAGCCACUGUACAUUGAAGAAUUCGCUAUCCGUGGGUCUGUGCAGUGCCUGCAAAUCGAUGCGUCUGCUGCCAGUGGAUUCAGUGCGCGAACGUCCCGAUGGCCAAUCCUAUGAGGAGCAGGAUGGCCAAAUGGGCAAUCAUGGUGUGGGUCAGACGAUGGGUGAAGUGGUGAAUGCGAAUACGAAUACGAAUACGCCAAUGCAGCUACAAUUGCCAAGGUUACAUCCAUCGCGUAGUCCAUCGCCAAGAGCUCUGCCCGCGGCAACAGCGCCAAUUUCCGUUGCAGUUGCUCCUCCUGCUCCGCAUGCUCCUUUAACUGGCGGACAACAGCAACAACAACAUCAACAGCUGCAGCUGCGCAGCUCCUCGGGCGCCAUUCCGAAGCGUCACAGCACCGGCGGUUCCAUAGUGCCACGCAAUAUCUCCAUAGCCAGCUCCAGUUCAGCCUAUAAUCUUCAACAGCAGCAGCAGCAGCAGCAGCAGCUGGUGAAGAAGUGGACAUGUCCAGCGUGCACCUAUGAGAAUUGUGCCGCCUCCGUUGUCUGUGACAUUUGCUCCAGUUCGCGAGGAUUAGUGAAUGCUGUGCUUACGGAUGCACUUACUCGCAAAUCCAUGCAAAUCCAUGUCCCGGAAAUCAGGCAGGAGAGCAAACUAAUGGAGAAUCUGCGACAGCUGGAGGAGACGGAGGCAUUAACCAAAUGGCAAAAUAUCAUACAAUAUUGCCGGGAUAACAAUGAGCUCUUUGUGGAUGAUUCAUUUCCACCGGCACCCAAGAGUCUGUACUAUAAUCCCGGCAGUAGCUGCCCCGACGGCACCAGCAAUCCCGUCGUGCAAUGGCGUCGUCCGCACGAGAUCAAUUGCGAUGGUGGCGCUUAUCCACCAUGGGCUGUGUUCCGAACCCCAUUGCCAUCGGAUAUCUGUCAAGGUGUCCUCGGCAAUUGUUGGCUGCUCAGCGCUCUGGCUGUGCUCGCCGAGCGUGAAGAUCUCGUCAAGGAGGUGCUGGUCACCAAGGAGAUUUGUGCCCAGGGUGCCUAUCAGGUGCGUCUCUGCAAGGAUGGCAAAUGGACGACGGUGCUGGUCGAUGAUUUGCUGCCCUGCGAUAAGCGUGGACACUUGGUUUACUCGCAGGCGAAGCGCAAACAGCUUUGGGUGCCACUGAUUGAGAAGGCGGUGGCCAAGAUUCAUGGUUGCUAUGAGGCUUUGGUUUCGGGACGCGCCAUCGAGGGAUUGGCCACGUUAACGGGUGCGCCCUGUGAGAGCAUUCCAUUGCAGGCGAGCUCAUUGCCCAUGCCCAGCGAGGAUGAGCUCGACAAGGAUCUGAUUUGGGCACAAUUAUUGAGCUCACGUUGUGUGCGAUUCCUGAUGGGUGCCAGCUGUGGCGGCGGCAACAUGAAGGUCGACGAGGAGGAGUAUCAACACAAGGGAUUGCGUCCCAGGCAUGCCUACUCCGUGCUCGAUGUCAAGGACAUCCAGGGACAUCGCCUGUUGAAGCUACGCAAUCCCUGGGGACAUUAUUCAUGGCGUGGCGAUUGGUCCGAUGAUUCGCAGCUGUGGACAGAUGACUUAAGGGAUGCCCUUAUGCCACAUGGCGCCUCCGAGGGCGUCUUUUGGAUCUCCUUUGAGGAUGUGCUCAAUUAUUUCGAUUGCAUUGACAUUUGCAAGGUGCGUUCCGGCUGGAAUGAGGUGCGUCUCCAGGGCACCCUCCAGCCCCUCUGCUCCAUCUCGUGUGUCCUGCUCACGGUGCUGGAGCCGACCGAGGCGGAGUUUACGCUCUUCCAGGAGGGACAACGCAACUCGGAGAAGUCGCAACGAAGUCAACUUGAUCUCUGUGUUGUCAUCUUUCGUACACGCUCUCCAGCGGCACCGGAAAUUGGACGCCUUGUGGAGCACAGCAAGCGACAGGUUCGCGGCUUUGUUGGCUGUCACAAGAUGUUGGAGCGUGAUAUUUAUUUGCUCGUCUGUCUGGCGUUUAAUCACUGGCACACGGGCAUCGAGGAUCCACAUCAGUAUCCACAAUGCAUCCUCGCCAUCCACAGCUCGAAGCGUCUCCUUGUCGAGCAGAUAACACCAUCACCUCAUCUUCUAGCGGAUGCCAUCAUCAGUUUAACUCUGACUAAGGGACAGAGACAUGAGGGACGCGAGGGCAUGACCGCCUACUACUUGACCAAGGGCUGGGCUGGCUUGGUUGUCAUGGUGGAGAAUCGUCAUGAGAAUAAAUGGAUACAUGUGAAGUGCGAUUGCCAGGAGAGCUACAAUGUGGUGUCCACGCGUGGAGAGCUUAAAACUGUGGACUCAGUGCCGCCACUGCAAAGGCAAGUGAUCAUUGUGCUGACACAGCUGGAGGGCAGUGGAGGAUUUAGCAUUGCACAUCGUCUGACACAUCGUUUGGCCAACUCGCGCGGAUUGCAUGACUGGGGACCACCUGGUGCCACCCACUGUCCGCCCAUCGAGAAUGUGCACGGAUUGCAUGCGCCACGUCUGAUAACAUAAUCAAUCGAAGGGAAGAUGAUAUUCAGUUGACAGAAUUAUUGUGAGAUUGGAGCAGCGUGAUAGAUGAGGAUAUUAGUUCAAAAACAAAAGCACACAAUAUAUAUUUAUAUCUAUGUGUAA